CUCACAGUGGAUGAUGCUUUUUUCGCGGACCUAAGAGACCAGAGUGGUCACUAAAAACGCUUCAAAAUAAUGGAAAAGAGCUAAUUUAAAUAUGUAAAUAGUUAUCGAAGUCUUAGAUAAGGGCACCAAGGACGCGUAAAUUAUUGGCACCGUGCGUAAAAGGGUAGAGUUGUUUGGAUAACGGCAUCAAAACCGGAGUAGUUUCGGUAAAUCAAUUAUGUUCCUUGCGACCCGAUUAGUAUAGACAAUAUUAUGAACUGGAACUUAAAUCUUCAAAUGCAUCAGAGGUAAGCUACAGUGAUACAGUUGCCGCUCCCAGCUUCAGCACCGGAUGGCCCACAGACUUAUUGCGCGGACACGCUGUUGGAGCGCUGAAACAAGAUGCACAUCUCACAGCUCUCAUCAUGUCUAAGCAGGGCUUAAGUGUAAACAGUGACACAUAUAUCGAUGCUGAGCUUUAGAGAAAAGACAUUCAAAUUAUUCAGUCAGAGUAUCGUCGACUCACAGAUGUAAACGCAGAAUACUAACAGUAGUGGUGAAGUUGUCCUGAUAUGCCUCCCAGCAGCGAAGAUGACAGUUUUUGCUCACAAAACACGUUUUCAAGCUAACGUUUUGACAGCGGACGGACACAACUCCGUGCUCUCCAGUGAAGUUGGACUUCUUACUAGCAGAGUGGAAAAUGGGACACAACCACCUGUUCUCUGUGAGGACGGCUUUUCUCUGCUCGCUACUCUUGUGUCAGUCAGUUUUUUGUCAUGAGAAGAGCCACUCGCACGCUGAGGAUGAGCUCUUCAAGACGCUGUUCGCUGUUUACAACAAGUGGUCGAGACCCGUGCCGAACAUCUCUGAUGUGGUCAUCGUCAAGUUUGGACUGUCCAUAGCACAGCUCAUUGAUGUGGAUGAGAAGAACCAAAUGAUGACAACCAACGUGUGGCUUAAACAGGAGUGGAAUGACUACAAACUUCGCUGGAAACCAUCUGACUAUGACAAUGUGACGUCCAUAAGAGUGCCGUCAGAGCUCAUUUGGGUGCCAGACAUUGUCCUCUACAACAACGCUGACGGCGAGUUUGCUGUGACCCAUAUGACGAAAGCUCACCUCUUCCACACCGGUAAAGUCCGCUGGGUCCCUCCUGCCAUAUACAAGAGCUCCUGCAGCAUCGACGUCACAUUCUUCCCCUUCGAUCAACAGAACUGUAAAAUGAAAUUUGGCUCGUGGACGUACGACAAGGCCAAGAUUGACCUGGAGAAAACUGAAAACGCAGUGGACCUGAAUAACUACUGGGAGAGCGGCGAAUGGGCCAUCAUCAACGCCGUGGGGACAUACAACACAAAGAAAUACGACUGCUGCCACGAGAUCUACCCCGACAUCACUUACUUCUUCAUCAUUCGAAGGCUUCCCUUGUUUUACACCAUCAACCUCAUCAUUCCCUGCCUGCUGAUCUCUUGCCUCACCGUUCUGGUUUUCUAUCUACCCUCUGACUGUGGUGAGAAGAUCACCCUGUGCAUCUCUGUGCUGCUGUCCCUCACUGUUUUCCUUCUCCUCAUCACCGAGAUCAUCCCCUCCACAUCCCUCGUCAUCCCUCUCAUCGGCGAGUACCUCCUCUUCACUAUGAUUUUCGUCACCCUCUCCAUCGUCAUCACUGUCUUUGUGCUCAACGUGCACCAUCGCUCUCCCAGCACUCACAAGAUGCCCCGCUGGGUCCACUCCGUGUUCCUGGACCUGAUCCCACGCUGGCUGUUCAUGCGACGGCCUGCGCCAGAUUGCCGACGUCGCAGGCUGCUGCUGCUGCAGCAGGAGGCGGCGGCGGAGCGGCGGCAGGGCCGGAUAGCUGGGUACAAAUCUGGCAACUACCUCAGCACCUCGGCGACCUGGUUAAGAGACGGGACCCCGUCAGAAGACCCCGAGAGAAGCUCUUAUGAGGAUUUAGAGCUGGGAACGCUGACGUCAUAUUUCUCCUUCCGCCCUCCUUCGCCCAGACCUCCGGGGUCGACUCCCCCAACACAACAGAACAGCCAGAACCAACAGGAGGGGGCUGCAGUGACAAACAGACACUUAACAGGGGCCAGAGUCAAUCCCAUUCAGAGGUCGACUAAAGUAGCUAACACAGUAUCAGACUCAACAUUCCUGCUCUCACCAAGUGUUAUUCGCGCUCUGGAAGGAGUGCACUACAUUGCAGACCAUCUGAGGGCCGAGGAUGCCGACUUCAGCGUGAAAGAGGAUUGGAAGUAUGUCGCCAUGGUGAUUGACCGUAUCUUCCUGUGGAUGUUCAUUAUUGUGUGCCUGCUUGGGACCAUUGGCCUCUUCCUGCCCCCUUGGCUAGCUGGCAUGAUCUAGCUCGCGUGAGAAGGUGUGGAAAAACCCAUAAGCGGCACUAGUUAGUGAAGUUUAAAAUUCAAAACGUAGCUGAACUCUACUUCAAGUUUGCGUAAUGCGCUGCGUUAGCGGCCUUAUGAUGCUUUAACUCUCUUUACAAACCACCAAACCAUAAGUUUGCUCAUUGUAGGUGCUUAUAAGUAGUGGGGCAAAGACCGAAAGGGUCUAUCUUCUUGUACAGUGGUCAUUUUAGGACAUGUUGGACUCAGCUUGUCAACUGGCUCAACUUUCAUCAUCCCUCUAAGCUGCACUUUGUCAGCCUCAGGUGUAAUGUUAUUUAUGUUGAGUUUGACCUGAAUGCUAAUAUUGGCACGUUACCAAGCCCAAAGUUGGCAAUUGUUAACGUGCUGUUAGCAUGACUUAAGAUUUGGCAUGUUAGCAUACUAAUGUUAGUAUGUUAACAUGCCAAUGUUUAGUAUAUUGUCUCUUUUAGCAUGUUAGUUAGGUGUAACAUGCUAGUUAAAUGGGAUGGUGCCAGCAUCAGUGUUGGGUAAAGUGUUACAGUAAUGUGAUUACUUUUCUGUUUAAAUGUGCUUUUCAAAGACUUUCUAGGCCCAAUUCCCUCAAAUUCAAGUACCCAACACAGAAUAAUUUGAGACAUGGAUGAAGGUUAAUUAAAACAUUUUAUAUAAGAACUAGCAGGCUUUACUGACGCUCGCAGACAAUAAAAAAAAAAGAGGCUUUAAAAAAAUUAUCAAAACAACUUUACAUUUCUACUCUUGCACAAAAUGUAUACAUAUAUACAUUUGAAAUGACCAAUAGAUGAUGACUAUGAUUACAUUUCCAAGUAACUCACCCAACUCUGGUCAGCAGCAUUGCUCUCAGAAGAUGAAUUGAUUCCGUACUUAGAGGUGGACAUUUAGAUCUGUUGGCGGUUGGAUUCAUCUUCGGGGUAAAUAUUAAUUAACCAAAUGUCAUGACAAUCCAUCCAAGAUGCGAAUGUCAGUCAAAUGUUGGAUACAAAUAAAUGUAGAAACAAAUUGCAAUGAUGUUGGGUUUGUGUCUAAUUGGAAAUGAUCUUGGACAGAAACUUAAGUCCACCUGAAAUGGGCUUUUACCUCAACUUCCUUUGGUUUUCAGUGGCAUGCUGCACUGGGACUCCUUUGUGCUGGUUUGGAAAGAAUUUCCUUUUUUCCUUUCUUUUACAGGUUCUUCUUUGGCCAUGCUGCCAUGAGUCCAUUUAUUUUUGAAUGAUCACACUAUGUAAUAAAUAUCCUCAUGAAACAUUUU
This is a messenger RNA of Cottoperca gobio, 3604 nucleotides long. RefSeq names its product cholinergic receptor, nicotinic, alpha 2b (neuronal) (gene chrna2b). Gene Ontology annotation, molecular function: transmembrane signaling receptor activity; acetylcholine-gated monoatomic cation-selective channel activity. Gene Ontology annotation, cellular component: postsynaptic membrane. The coding region runs from base 680 to 2335 and encodes 551 amino acids. NCBI's taxonomy places the organism in Eukaryota, Metazoa, Chordata, Actinopteri, Perciformes, Bovichtidae. The transcript is spliced from 6 exons. The record is from RefSeq and is a predicted model, not a curated record. Gene Ontology annotation, biological process: monoatomic ion transmembrane transport.